Aspergillus uvarum CBS 121591 is the source of this 807-nucleotide messenger RNA. Its product is annotated as DUF3425 domain-containing protein. Bases 1 to 807 code for a protein of 268 amino acids. NCBI's taxonomy places the organism in Eukaryota, Fungi, Ascomycota, Eurotiomycetes, Eurotiales, Aspergillaceae. The transcript is spliced from 2 exons. The record is from RefSeq and is a predicted model, not a curated record.
AUGCCUCCGGAUAGCUGGCUUGGCAUACUGGAGCCAUCGCUAAGACGCAGAUUACAAAACCGACUUAACCAGCGUGCGCGACGGCGCCGUAUUCGAGAGUCUCGGUCAGGCAGCAGCGCUGAUGAACAACCGCCAACGCUUGCCGUUCGACCGGCCGAUCUCGUGCAGUUACUCCUGGGCAUAACACAGGACUUGCCCAUUCUAGGUCCAGACUCCCGAAACACUGCGCAGAAGCUGCAGCAACUGGAGAUGGCAGCCGUGGCUCUGGCUUCUGCUGCUUGUGGCUCUCCGGUUGAAAGCCUGCGCCUUGGAGUCACGCGGCUCAAUAUGCUGCGAGUGAUGCAUACCAACCUCACGGUUCUAGGCUAUGGCGAGCAAGACACGCAUGACGAUGCUCCAUCGGUAUUCACACUACAAGGGCCUGCUUCUCCAUCGAGUCAAGCCUACCCACAGAGGCAGCUCCCACCAGCACUGAAGCCAACGGCCAUUCAGCGCCGCGUGCCGCAUCAUCCAUGGCUGGACCUGUUUCCUUUCCCAAACCUGCGAGACGCCCUAAUUCUUGCGCAGGACUGCAUUGAUGAGGAUCAACUGUGCCAGAAUAUGUGCGGUCGUGGUCUGGAGACGACGGGGAUUUUGGUGUGGACGGAGCCGUGGGAUCCCACAGGGUGGGAGGUCACCGAGGCCUUUCUGUCGGUAUGGGCUUGGACGGUUCGUGAUUGCCAUGACCUCCUCCGUUCAACCAAUCUGUGGAGAUCCCGCCGUGGAGAGAAACGUCUGCACUUUCCAGGGGCGGAAGGUAGCAACUGA